CUUUAGGACUUCAGCUGUAGCUUGGUUAGAAAAAUGGCGGCUGCUGGCGACGCAGCUGACCCUGAAUCACUGACAUUUCUAUUCAACAAUUCAGAGGAUUCCGAUGUCUUGCUAACGCUUCAAAUAGCAGGAGAGAGUGGUCAGGGGAGGGGGCAGCACGAUGCAGAAUUCGACACUGUACUAAAUCUGCACAGCACAGUUCUAAGGAAGCACAGCAAGUUCUUUGAUACUCUUCUUUCAGAAAGAUGGACCGGAAACGAUACACACGCAAGCAGGACUACUGUGACUCUGAAAGGAUGCGAAGAUGCAGGAAAGCCUGCAUAUGAAUCCGUCCUUCAGUAUAUGUACAACAUGGAGAACGGUCACUAUGCGCCUGAGAGAAAACUCUUUUGCAAUGUAGAAGGUGCAAUUAGAAUCUUCCGUGCUGCCAAUCGUCUAGAAAUGCUGUCACUACGGCAGAAAGCUCUGGAUUACCUUGCGGCAGUGCCCUGGAGUGAAGAAGCGAAAGAAAGCAUUGAAGAACUUUGCAAAGGAGAUAUCGGCGACGACAUACAGCCCUUGCAAGCGCGUCUAGGGCCCAAACCAGCUUUCAGCGAUGACCUGAAAGAGAAAAUAGUUAGCCAGUUGUUGGAUGACGAAGAUUAUAGCGAGCAUGUCGUAGCCAACCUCUCUGAACUCAUCAAGGUUGGUGCCUUCAAGGACGCCAUGCUUGAUAAGGUCUUGGGAGAUCUCCUAAGGACAUUGAGGGGAUGGCGGGACAACAUGAACAACGACAAGUCCUGGGAUCUAGAAACGACGGGACGCUUUGUUCGCAGCCUCCGCUUGGCGAUGAAGGCAGCGCUGGAAAGUGGUCGCAACGUCUCUCCAAUUCUGGACAUGUUACAAGAGGACUGCGAAAAGUGGAGCGGCAUCUUGUCAAUGAAUUCUGAUACCAAUGAAAAUAACAAGGAGUGGAGAGAACUCUUCCAGGAGCACUUCUAUCAACAUCUGAUCAAGGUCUCAAUGAGCGGAAAGCCGCCAUUUAUGAACGCACAACGGGCCUUGGUUGUGAGACUCUGGGUUCCCCUGGAUCUUGAGGAGGUCAAUCAGCUGGAUGUGAAGACGCUAUUACGAGAGAAGCAAGUUGCCGCUGAUGUCAUGGACGUCUUGAGACUCGCUAAGAGAGAGAUGCCUGCCUUUACACGUCAGCAGCCGAUACAACCCCAAGAAACGAAAGACCCCAGACUCAUGACAGGUGGAAGCGCAUUAAGGCCGAGCCUCGGAGGCUGA
Klebsormidium nitens is the source of this 1269-nucleotide messenger RNA. Lineage: Eukaryota; Viridiplantae; Streptophyta; Klebsormidiophyceae; Klebsormidiales; Klebsormidiaceae. The record is from the annotation of a GenBank genome assembly.